Pocillopora meandrina is the source of this 2422-nucleotide messenger RNA. NCBI's taxonomy places the organism in Eukaryota, Metazoa, Cnidaria, Anthozoa, Scleractinia, Pocilloporidae. The record is from the annotation of a GenBank genome assembly.
AUGCGUAAAGACGACAAGGCAUGCGUGGUGAGGAGCUGGGUUGGAAAGCCCCGUCCAGUUGGCUCUUCAGGAGUAAAACACCGCAGUAAAGAUGCCGUAGACAUGAUAACUUAUGAUUUUCAACAAAAUCUGGAGACCCCGAACUUACAGCAUAACGAUAUGUUUUAUAAGAGGCAGCUGUGGACCUACAACUUUGGUAUCCACGAUUGCGUGUCCAACCAGGGCUACAUGUUUAUGUGGGACCAGACGACAGCCAAACAUAGGUCAGUGGAGGUGGCAAACUGCCUGUAUGAUUUCCUCACUGAGUUUAACACUGGAGCGAGGUAAGUUUUAGUUUUUUGUAUUUUGGAACAUCGGUCGGUUGCAUCUUAGCGUAAACCUCGAACCCUGCAUGUUUGAUUUUCAAAUUUAAAAGUUUGAAGCGACGUUUCGCACGAGUGAUCACAACAGCAUUCUAGUAUAUAUCUCUAAAGCACUUUGAAAGAAUUUGACAAAACUUUACUUAGAAAAGAAACCUAUGUUUGUUAAAAAGCGUAGCAACGCCAUAAGGGUUCAAUCUGCAACAGUCAAAAAUACUGUUUAGAGUUUUGGCGAGUUUUAUUAUCGCCAGAACAAUUCCGUGAUCGCCCGUGCAAUAAAUAAAGUGAUUACCAUAUUUAUUCGAUUAAAAACCGUCCUCGAAUAAACGCCGCAGUUUAGAGCAGAAAUGAUUAUCAUAAUAAACGCCGCCCUCGAAUAAACACCGCAUCAUCAAAAAGCAAAUGCAGCAACAUAUAAUCGAGUUUGUGCAAGCCUACAAAAUUUAUGUUUCUUCAUUGUAACAAUGUUUUAAGAUCAGUACAUUUGAAAAUCGAAACACGAGAACAAUAUACGAAACAUGGUUUUUUUUUUAAAUCAAAUAUUCAGUUAACAUACUAUUCUUUGCAAAAAACAAAUUGGAUUUUAAAUAAACUGCGCCCUCGAAUAAAGGCGGCACUCGAAGGAAGAAUAAUUUAAUAAACGCCGCGGUGUGUAACAGAAUAAAUACGGUGAUAAAGUGCAUCUGUAAUCUGCGUCAAAUACACGCUCAACUAAUAACUUACGAAAUCAUCUGCUGUUAGGGAAUUCCAAAUUUCUAAGCGGCGAGCCAAGUAUGAUAAGUGUAGUUUUCCCAUUAUAUCGAGGUUUCCAACAAGGUGAACCCUCAAUUUCGCGAACAAAUUCACCUAGUCCCCAGUCAUUGUUAGAUACAGGUCUCACUAUAACACCACAUUAUUUUAUUCUGUCUUUAUGGGUUGCUCGUAAGCUACUCUGAUGGCUGUUUGGGUCAGAACAGAAACAAGAUGAUAGUUGCCCUCUACGCCGAGCUACACCGCAUAGGCGUUUACAAGGUACUUAACCACAAGUACCUCGUGAGGGGCCACACGUUCCUUCAAAAUGACACUGACUUUAGCCAGAUCAAGAAGAGAAAGAAAAGCGCAGUGGUGUACUUACAGGAGGACUGGUGUAAAAUAGUCAGAGAGGCGAAUACAGUGAAACCGUUCGUGGUACGCGAAAUGAGGCAGCCUGACUUCAAAGACUGGAGGUCCUUCUUGGAAUCCAGGUACAUAGACAAUUAAUCAGAUAGUAAUCAACGUGCAUUUCUGGUAUGAGGUCACCAGAUAUGCUCCCCUGUUUUAUUGCGUCAAUAUGUAUGUACAAGUUAUAGAGCGUUUUAGAGUGGCCUACCGUAAAAAAUCCCGGUAAUAGCUUGUUUUUGCACCUAAGCCUCAUAGAGAUAAGGGGGGAAAGGGGGGGGGGAGGGUGAAAGUUCAAGGGUGCGAUAUUCGCGGUGUGCUACAAGAAAAUCAUUACUUAAUUCUCCGGAUAUUUCCACUAAAAUUUUUUAAAUAUAUCAUCUAUUUUCUGGAUUUAAAGUAAGCUAAAUAAAAAUAAGGCAUGCAAUGCUUGUUUUUAAAACCAUGAAGCCGCAAUGAACUUUGGAAACCUUGUAGAAUAGGACUCAUGUGGAUCUUUUUAUAUUUCAUAUCACUUAACCAUUAUUAAUAUUCUUCCUAGGUACCAACCGAUAGCGAGGUACCAACCGAUAGUGAAGGACCGGGAUGGGAAGCGCGUCCGAAUCCUUGACGCGCAUUGGUUAAACUUUUGUCGGGGAGAGGAGAAAGAUCCUAUCAUUGGGCAAACCCAAAUGGUCCAACAUCCAGACAAAGUUUGGUUAAGGUAUGGGUUUUCCACAGAUGAACCCUGGAAAAAGGUAAACAUCCGGCGCCGCAGACACCAAAAAGAUGCCAACCAAACACCCGGCCGCCUCUAUCCUGCUCGUUUGAAGGUGGUCCCAGCCAAACUGGAAGACCUGCAACAAAUGGCUGCCUUCGUCCCUGAGCCCCAGCGGCAGUUUUACUUAACCAUGGAGGCCGCCGAACCAGAACCAAAGGAUAAAUGA